AGACGGAUUUGGAAACAGCUCUUUUAAAUUAGCUGACCAUGUCCCGUUUGCCCGUCAUGUCGUCCAAAAGGGUUCUCACGAGCAGCAACUCUGAGAAUUUGCACGAUUUGGCUCCUGCUCAGAAAAAGAUGCGUAAAGACACCGAGUCGCACAGACCACAAGCUGCUGCCACGGUGAUCGGAGACAAACGUCCUCCUGCAGCAGCCAGAGCAUCUCUUUACAGACCAAUCAGAGGUGCGGGAGCUGCCACAGUUGCUGCUGGUCCUUCCAGAGCUGUCGUGAAACAGCCUGCAGCUUCCACUGCUCCAAAAGGUGCCACCAACACAAAACCACCCGCUGGUGCAAAAACAGGAGGGACUGGGGCCCCCCGGCGUCAUGCAUGGGAUCUGAAGGGCAAGGUGAGUGAUAUGGAGGGCAAAAUGCGUAACUACCAGGCCAAGAUCAAAUCCGUAAACGAGGAGAACGGAGCGCUCAAAGGCUCGGUGGUCCAAACCCAAUCCAGGAUGGCUGAACUCGAAAAGAAGGUUGAGACCCAAAAGAGCAAAAUCAGCGAGUACGAAGUGGAGCUUCAGGCUUUGUCCGGUGUCCGAAAAGAGCUUGAGAAAGUGUCAAGUGAGAAGAGCGUCCUUGAAAAGAAGCUCUGUAACUUGGAGGAAUCUUUCAAAGCUCUGGAGACUCUGCGGAACAGCCAGGAAGCAGAGCUGCAGGCCACGAAGAUGAAAUUAUCUGCUCAAGAGUCGACAGUGGACCGUCUGCAGACUAACCUCAGAAGCGCUGAAGAAGAGGUCUGCUCUCUAAAAGAAGCCGUGGCCCAGCAGGAAGAUGAACUCCAUGCUGGAGAGAUGGAGCGCAGACGGCUUCAUAAUAUCAUCCAGGAACUCAAGGGAAACAUCAGGGUGUUUUGCAGAGUCCGCCCCCUCGUGGAUGGAGGACCGAGCGGUCACAUCCAGCUCGCAGCAAAAGACAACAAGUCGAUCCUGCUGGCCAAAACUGAGGAGUCUCACACCGGAAAAACUACAGAAACUCAGAAGAACUAUCAUUUUAGUUUUGACCGCGUGUUUGGGCACCAGGCCUCGCAGCAGGAGAUUUUUGAUGAAAUCUCCCUCCUGGUUCAGUCGGCCCUGGAUGGCUAUAACGUUUGCUGUUUCGCUUACGGUCAAACGGGAAGCGGGAAAACCUACACCAUGGAGGGGGAGGAGGUUGACGACUGCAUGGGAGUCAUUCCGAGAGCCGUGCGACAAAUUUUCAGAUCUGGAGAAAAGCUGAAGUCUCAGGGCUGGGAGUUCUCCUUCACCGCCAGCUUCGUUGAAAUUUACAACGAGACCCUGCGAGACCUUUUGUACACCGGCAAGUCCAACAAAAGACCCGAGCACGAGAUCAGGAAGACCUCGAGCAACGAGGUGACCGUCACCAACCUCACCUAUAGGAAGGUUGACGUAGAGGAUCAGGUUUUUGACCUCAUCGCUCUGGCCAAGCAGAAUCGUGCCACGGCCCAAACGGCCCAGAACGACCGCUCUUCCCGCUCCCAUUCUGUAUUCCAGCUGCAGAUUGAGGGGGCGAACACCGGGCGGGACGUUAAAUGCAAGUCCGCUCUUUGCCUGGUGGACCUGGCAGGCAGCGAGCGGAUGGUAAAGAGUCAGUGUCAGGGAGACCGCUUCAAGGAAAUGACCUCCAUCAACAGCUCCCUGUCCAACCUGGGCAUCGUCAUCGCUGCUCUGGCCAACAAGGAGAGCCACGUUCCUUACCGCAACUCGAAGCUUACGUAUCUUCUGCAGGACUGUUUAGGAGGAAACAGUAAAACCCUGAUGUUCGUGAACAUUUCUCCUGAGCCGGACAGCUUCGGAGAAACACUCAGCUCCCUCAGGUUUGCGAGCAAGGUCAAUGAUUGUGUAAUUGGGACAGCAACCUCGAACAGGAAGUAA
Molecule: messenger RNA, 1922 nt
Organism: Nematolebias whitei (Rio pearlfish)
Lineage: Eukaryota; Metazoa; Chordata; Actinopteri; Cyprinodontiformes; Rivulidae
Gene: kifc1
Product: kinesin family member C1
Exons: 17
Coding region: 39-1922 (627 amino acids)
Biological process (GO): microtubule-based movement
Molecular function (GO): microtubule motor activity; microtubule binding; ATP binding
Source: RefSeq, a predicted model, not a curated record